Messenger RNA from Lotus japonicus, 723 nucleotides. RefSeq lists its product as uncharacterized. The transcript has a single exon. The coding region runs from base 1 to 723 and encodes 240 amino acids. NCBI's taxonomy places the organism in Eukaryota, Viridiplantae, Streptophyta, Magnoliopsida, Fabales, Fabaceae. The record is from RefSeq and is a predicted model, not a curated record.
AUGGAAUCCAUGGAUACCUCUCAAGAUAACCUUGUCCGUAGGAGGAAUAAGCAGUUUGAGAUGGAUCUUGAAGGAGCUACUCUCGAGCUAGAAGUUGAUGAGGUGGGUGGACUCCAACUUGCCCAAAGAACCUUGGUGGGCAAAGUCCUAGCUGAAAAACCUUUGAACAAGAUUGCUAUCAAAGAUGUCCUCACCAAAGCUUGGGCCACAGAGGAUGAAGUUAAAAUCUCUGACAUGGGACUGAAUAUCUUCAUGUUCAACUUCAAGGACAAAGAAGGAGCCAAGAAAAUCUAUGAAGGAGGUCCGUGGAAUGUUAUGGGUAACCUUUUGAGCUUGCAAAAUUGGAUCCCUGAGGAAUCAAUCUUUGAACUAGACUUCUCUCAAGUACUCUGUUGGAUUCAGCUACAUGGGCUGCCCCUGGAAUCCUUCACCACUGCUAAUGCUGCUAAAAUUGCCCAACAUAUUGGGGAAGUCAGGGAAGUGGAAAAUCCCAUUGUCGAGGGACAAAUGCUCAGGUCCUUAAUGAGAGUGCAAGUUCACCUCAACACUAGGAAACCUUUGGCCACAGGGUUUUGGGUCCCAAGGAAGGACCUCCCUAGGACCUGGGUCUUCAUCAAAUAUGAAAAGAUGCAGGGCUUCUGCUUCAACUGCAGAGAAACUGUUCGAGGCCGAGAGCGAUGGCUACCCUUGACCCAAGUAAACCACGGUAUAGUAUCUCCUUAG